Quercus robur (English oak) is the source of this 1343-nucleotide messenger RNA. RefSeq names its product GDSL esterase/lipase At5g33370-like. The coding region runs from base 81 to 1178 and encodes 365 amino acids. NCBI's taxonomy places the organism in Eukaryota, Viridiplantae, Streptophyta, Magnoliopsida, Fagales, Fagaceae. The record is from RefSeq and is a predicted model, not a curated record. The transcript is spliced from 5 exons. Gene Ontology annotation, molecular function: hydrolase activity, acting on ester bonds.
AUCCCCAGUCUUACACCAACUACACGGAGUUCUUAGUACAAAGCAAAAAGCAGUUCUAAACAGUUACUCAAACCACAACAAUGGAAGCCUCAUCCACUUUCAUUUCUUGGAUGAUUUUGGGUCUUGCAUUAGCAAUAGGAAACAUUGUUCACACAACAGAUGCCAGGGCUUUCUUCGUCUUUGGCGAUUCACUUGUUGACAAUGGCAACAACAAUUACCUGGCUACAACUGCCCGUGCCGAUUCACCUCCUUAUGGCAUUGAUUAUCCAACUCAUCGUCCUACAGGGCGUUUCUCCAAUGGCCUUAACAUCCCUGACCUUAUCAGUCAGCAGCUCGGCUCUGAGCCCACAUUGCCAUACUUGAGUCCUGAGCUCACAGGACAAAAGCUCCUUGUUGGUGCCAACUUUGCUUCAGCAGGCAUUGGAAUCCUCAAUGACACUGGAAUUCAGUUUCUAAACAUAAUAAGAAUGUAUAGACAAUUGGAAUACUUUCAAGAAUACCAGCAAAGAGUAAGUAAUCUUAUUGGAAGUGACCAAGCAAAGAGACUAGUGAAAGAAGCGCUUGUCCUCAUCACUGUCGGUGGCAAUGAUUUUGUAAACAACUACUACUUGGUGCCCUUUUCUGCAAGGUCUCGCCAAUACCGACUUCCGGAUUAUGUCAAGUAUCUCAUCUCAGAAUACAAAAAACUUUUACAGAAGCUAUAUGAUCUUGGAGCACGUAGGGUUCUUGUGACAGGUACCGGACCACUGGGUUGUGUUCCGGCAGAAUUAGCCAUGCGAAAUACAAAUGGUGGAUGCUCAGCUGAACUCCAAAGAGCCGCUGCCUUGUAUAACCCACAACUCAAUCAAAUGAUACGAGAUCUGAAUAACAAAAUUGGCAGAGAUGUGUUCAUUGCUGCUAAUACACAACAAACGCACACUGACUUCAUUUCUAACCCUCAAGCGUUUGGGUUUAGUUCAUCAAGGAUAGCUUGUUGUGGACAAGGACCUUACAACGGCAUUGGACUAUGCACAUCACUCUCCAACUUGUGCCCCAACCGAGACUUGUAUGCAUUUUGGGAUCCAUUCCAUCCAUCUGAAAAGGCGAACAGAGUUAUUGUUCAGCAGAUCCUGACCGGCUCUACUGACUACAUGAGCCCCAUGAAUCUCAGCACUAUCAUGGCCUUGGAUAAAAUAUGACUCCAUUAACUGAGAGUUAUUGUUUUCCUAUUGGAAAUAAUUUAUUUCUUCACUAUCAUUAAUCAAUUGGCAAAAGUUUGUUUAGGUGUGUCAUGGAACAUGGGGUUUGAUGUACUUAAAUAUGUUGUUUGAUAAGUUAUCAAUGGAGAAAUUCUUCUUGAAUAA